GACUGUCUAUUUUUUUUUUCUUUCUUAUUAAAUAUUCAUCUCGACGACAAUACCCAGUCACAUCCAGGACGAACCGUCACAUAUCAAUCAAUACCCAUCCAUACCAAAGGCACCUCCGAUUGCCACGGUUGUCACUUUUUAACUUACCCAAGGACCCGUGGACCCCUACAUUAUCGCCCCUGCCCCGUUAGUCUACAUAAUCAACCCUCCAUACCUAUUCCUCGCUUUCUAGGAUCCUGGAACAUUCCUAAACAUAUUCCACACAAACAAUCAACAGCCUCCAUACGGCCUGGGCAUAAGUACAGCAGCAACCACAACAAACAGUAUUAUAUUCGAAUCGUUACAGCGAGACAUAAUGACCAACCACCCGACUGGCUCGCGUCGUCAACCAGCCAGGCCUAUCAAUUCCAACAACAUGGCCACGGGAGCCUUCGAUCAAUCGCAACGGCAGCCCAUGCAUGCCCAGACCAACAGCAGCACAAAUGCUACGCCUUGGGAUACUUUGCACACUCGUAACUUGUUCGCAAAUGAGAAUGGCGAGCGACGCGGAUCCAAUGCCUUCAACGUACCCACUAGCGCCGCCUUCUGGACAACAUCUCUCGCAACACGAUCGCCCAGUACAUCGCCGAGUAGGAUGGCACAAGAACACAUUCCCAACAGCGACCUAGGGAAUGACCAAAACUUGGCGGGACACUUCUCCCAAAUGGGCAUUUCGAAAGAAAGGAGCACUGCUAUAUAUGGCAACGCAUUUCGCUACGAUUCAGAAACUUUCAAUGUCAAUGGCUUCGGCCGGACACAGGACCACCGCUCCAACUCUUCACGACAAUCUCAAUCUUCCCCCUCCUACCGUGCUACCCAUACUGCAAGCAAAUCGACACAGUCCCAGCAACAAUUCCCCAAUCACAUGAGCCAAGGCAGCAACCACCAGGCUCUCAAUCAAAAAGCAUUUAAUCAUAAUAACAGCCAGAGUCUGGAUGCAACAUCCUUGAAUUUUCUGGGAAACGUGCCCGGUGCAUUUAUUUUGGAUCCUAAUUGCCAGCCUUGGAGCAACGACGCGAGCGGACAACGUGUCAACGGUAACAGCCUGGAUCUGAGUUCUGAAAUGAUGAACGUACAAGCCUCCGCGAUGCACCGGGGUUCCAUCGACCGGCUCUCGAACCUCACAGAACAAGGACCCAACCCCAGAGCGAACCCGCAAAUUUGGAGUCAAGUGUAUUCUGCUCGACCAGGGGAUCAAGGUCUCCGCAUGACGAACCAAGUCAACCAACUGCAAGCACAGUCUAUACCCUACUAUGGUCCCCAGCUGGCGAUAUUCUCUGAACACAACGCUUCGUAUGCCAUCGGACUUGACCAGUACCCCCAGCGCUAUCACCACCUGGGGCACAACAAUUCUGGGUAUGGAGCACCGUACCCGUAUCAUAACCAGAAUAAUGGCCCUGGGCCAAAGAUCUACAAAAACCAAUGGGUGAAAGAGUUCUGUGGACGGUUAACGAAGAGGUCUGGUCCUCAACCAGAGCUUUGUGAAGCUUAUGGCCACAUGGUCGAUGCCAGCGGAGAGCAGGAAUCGUCAAGGUGGCUUCAAACGAAGCUGGCCAAUGCGACCAAUGAAGAGAAGACUCGAAUCUUGCUAGAGAUAGCAGAUGACGCUCGCACCGUGAUGAUCUGCUCUUUUGGCAACUACGUAAUGCAGAAUUUGAUCGAAUAUACAGGACAGGGAGAGAAAUUUCACAUUCUUCAACAAAUGAAAGGCCACGUCAAUGAUCUAGCACGGAACAAGCACGGUUGCCGUGUAGUCCAAAAGGCUAUAGAGCACUUCCUUGUCGACCAAAAUCUCGAACUUGUCCAGGAGAUCCAACCCCAUCUACUUGAUUUGAUGAAGCACGAGACUGGAAACCAUGUUAUCCAGAAGUUCGUCCAAGAGCUCCCUUUAGCACAUCUCACCUCCUUUGUUAGGGUUGCUGAAGAACAUGCCUUGGAACUCAGCCAGGAUUCGCAUGGAUGCCGGGUUAUUCAGCGACUUCUGGAGGUGUGCCAGGAGGACGACAUCAGAAAGGUCUUGGAUCCGCUUUACCCAUCGAUGGAGAUGCUUGCCACAAACCAAUUCGGCAACUAUGUCGUUCAGGCUAUCAUCGAGCACCGACCCGGCAGUGACAGGGAUCGAAUUGUUGAGAUGGUCGUCAACAAACUGUUGUACUUCUCCAAGAACAAGAUUUCGUCCAAUGUAGUCGAGAAGUGCAUCGCCUUUGGCUCGGAUGAACAACGAACGCAAAUCCGCGAACAGCUCUGUACUGUCAGUGCGAAUGGGAAGGACACUUUGUUUGAGCUGAUCAACGACCAGUUUGCAAACUAUGUUAUUAAAAGCCUGGUUCACAACACCAAAGGUCCCGGGCAGCAGCAGCUGGCACAAAAGAUCCAUACGCACCUUGAAACGAUGAAGAAGAGUGCACCCCUUCCAAAGCCAUCGCACAGUUUGAGUCAAGUGGUGGAGAAGAUCUUGGUUGUCGACAAUAUGUCUAUCAGUCUCAAAAUCGAAGUUGACUCGGCGGAACCAACUCCAAUGUUGACCAAUGAAACGAAUAGCCCCCAAAGUGAUGGGCUACCAAGUGCCAACGGCAGUACCAUUGGAGUCCCAUCUGCCGGCAUCAGGAAGCCAGAGAUGGCUGUUCGCGUCCAUAGCGAUGAGGCGUAAACAGCCAUACAACGACUGGCAGCGGCAGCGGACUCACCUUCAUGCUUGCAAACACAGAGAGAAUCUUACUUCAUACGUUGUAUUACACAUAGAUUUGGAUGUGUUGGUUAAUAAGAGACAAACCUCGCUGCGGAAAGCCCUCCGUCGAGGUGAACAUACGGACAAAAGAACAAGGCAGGCACUUGAUCAUAGGAAUUAUGCCAUCACGAGGUACAGACAGUGCACUCAAUACAGUGAGGUGCCGCUUGGAGUUUGGUAGGAUGAUGGGUGUUUUGUAUUUGUCAUUGGGCUUAUUCAUGUCUUACAGCAGCUUGUUUGGUUUCUGGGAUAGUAAACGAAAAGAACAGGACAGCAUUGCAAUCUUACUGAGGGUCUCCCUUGAUGCGGGGGAGGUGGGUUGGAAUGAAAAGGGGAAAAUGAGACGACUCUUAUGAGGCGCUGUCAAAGUACCCUUGAUUUAUGAACAAAGCGUGUGUCUCAUUAGCCCCAGCAAAGCCAAGACACGGCCAUAGCCGGGUACCUUGCUUAUUUCUGUA
Messenger RNA from Fusarium verticillioides 7600, 3225 nucleotides. RefSeq lists its product as hypothetical. Gene Ontology annotation, biological process: nuclear-transcribed mRNA catabolic process, deadenylation-dependent decay. Lineage: Eukaryota; Fungi; Ascomycota; Sordariomycetes; Hypocreales; Nectriaceae. Bases 356 to 2689 code for a protein of 777 amino acids. Gene Ontology annotation, molecular function: mRNA 3'-UTR binding. Gene Ontology annotation, cellular component: cytoplasm. The transcript is spliced from 5 exons. The record is from RefSeq and is a predicted model, not a curated record.